Molecule: messenger RNA, 243 nt
Organism: Haemonchus placei
Lineage: Eukaryota; Metazoa; Nematoda; Chromadorea; Rhabditida; Trichostrongylidae
Source: the annotation of a GenBank genome assembly
AUGACGAACAUUGCUUCCGAAUUUCAGGAAGGACCUGAUGUGAGUGACGAGUUGGCAAAAACUAAAAUAGAGUUGCAAUCACACCACGAGAAGGUUGCCAUUUGGGAGGAAGGUCUUAAGCAGGCCCGUCAAGCAUGCGAAGCCUGGAAAGCAGACGCAGAACACUACAAAAUGAAAGCCGAGCAAGCUGAAAUGGAACGAAAUCGAGCGGUGUUCGAACGAGACCAGGUGAGAAGCUGGUAG